AUGGCCGGACUAUCGAAGACUCCAGCCCCAGCAGCGAAGACCGCGGCGCCAGCGAAGGCUGUGAAACCAGCUGUCAAGGCUGCAGCUCCGGCUGUCAAGGCUGCAGCUCCGGCUGUCAAGGCUGCAGCUCCGGCUGUCAAGACUGCGGCUCCGGUCAAGACCGCAGCCCCGGCUGUAAAGCCCGCGGCUCCGGCAGCUGCAAAGAAUGCGAAGGUGCCCAUCAAAGGCAUGGCGGACCUUUCAGUCGGCUCGAAGAAGACGCUGGCUCAGAUCCUAGCUGAGAAGAAAAAGAACUCGAUGAACAAUCCGGUAAACUUGAAGUUUACGCUCACUGAGCAGGAGAAAAAGAGCCCGGUGUGGAAAGCAAUCUGUGCUGCCUCCAAACAUUCCGAGGAGCUGGAGAAGAAGAAGGUCAUCAAGCCUUUUAACUAUGUUUUCCCGAAAGGGGCGGUCAAGGCGAGGUGA
Diaporthe citri is the source of this 465-nucleotide messenger RNA. RefSeq lists its product as uncharacterized. The coding region runs from base 1 to 465 and encodes 154 amino acids. The record is from RefSeq and is a predicted model, not a curated record. The transcript has 2 exons. Lineage: Eukaryota; Fungi; Ascomycota; Sordariomycetes; Diaporthales; Diaporthaceae.